AUGUCGACUAUAUCCCAGUCCACAACCGUUUCGACGAUUUCUUCUCGUCCUUCUUUCUCCGCUUCAGUUCCCGGGCCCAGUUUGACACUCUCCACCGCUACCAGUUCCACAUUUGCUAUCACUGGCACCAGGUCCACCACUCCAAGCGUCACCACCACUCGACCGCCUUCUUCUUCCUCAGUUUCCGCUCCGUCCAGAACGACGUUCCCAACAAGCAGUGCCGCAAUCUCUACAUCCACCAGGUCGCGCGCAGCGACCAGCUCCCGGCGACCGACAUCAACGUCAUUUCACACCUUCGCAGCUUCCCCAAGCUCAAUUUCACUCGGGCCAGCAUCAGAAUCCCGGAAGAUUCCAGCUGGUAGCAUUGCUGCUAUCGCUCUUGGGGUGCUCGUAGCGCUGCUCGCGGUCAUCUUUUUCGUGAGGCGAUGGAGGCGAGCGCAGAGGCAGUGUAAAGAAGAAUCAGAGGGAAUCGAGGACGAUAAGAAGAUUACUCCGUAUCUCCAGCAAGAAAGUGCUGUGCUGUCAUAUCGCAAGAGUUCGGGGAGAGCAGAGCAGGAUAAUAGGUCAUCCAAACACCGGUACCUCCCAGGCAGCCCCAACAGCGAGCACAAGACGCUCCCAACGUACUCCGAUAUUUACAGCCCACAGUGA
Molecule: messenger RNA, 651 nt
Organism: Cyclocybe aegerita
Lineage: Eukaryota; Fungi; Basidiomycota; Agaricomycetes; Agaricales; Hemipholiotaceae
Source: the annotation of a GenBank genome assembly